Messenger RNA from Pocillopora verrucosa, 3166 nucleotides. RefSeq lists its product as uncharacterized. Lineage: Eukaryota; Metazoa; Cnidaria; Anthozoa; Scleractinia; Pocilloporidae. The record is from RefSeq and is a predicted model, not a curated record. Gene Ontology annotation, biological process: signal transduction. Gene Ontology annotation, molecular function: protein binding.
GCUCUCUUUGGGAAGCCCUUGAUUUCAUUCGCUCAGAGCUUAGAAUAAAUGGUUAUUACUGCAUACCACUAUCGUGGGACAAACCCCAACUUCCCUUAUGAGAGUAAUACGGAAAUUGCAUGAAAAGUCUCUUCAGCGCGCCGUUUUUUCGCCGUUCCUCAGCUUUUUUGUUCUAGUUUCCUACUUCUGUUGCAUUGGAGCAGCAGUUGAUCGAAGGAAAGAGGAAAUAGCGCGGGACUUCCUCCAAACAGACCACGAAAAGAUCUGAGGAAUUGUUAUUAGCUUGAGGAAUGACUCAAAUACCGGGAAAUUCUUUUGUGUCACUGGAUCCCUUACAACCUUUAACCGAGGCUCUCGUUCACGAACGCAACCUUCACGAGGAUAUUGGAAGCAGAUGGAAAGAAUUGGCCCGAAAUUUGGGUUUUAAGAGGGUGGUAGUGGAAGCCAUUCAGAAUGAAAAUCAAAAAGAAAGUGAACGUUCCUUCCAUCUUUUGGUGCGAUGGAUAGAGAGGGAAGGCCAAGAAGGUGCCACUGCCGGAAAAUUAGCUGAUGCAUUGAAAAAAACCGAACUGAAAAAUCUGGCUGAAAGAUUGAUUGGUCCUUCCAAUGGUAGAAGAACGAUAUUGAUUGAAAUUACUGGGACCUUUGAACUUGAUGAUGGCAACGAGGUUAUGUUGGGUAUUGACUGCUUUGGAAAAACUAUAUAUUUCAUGUGGCCGGAGAGUGAGGGAAAAGAAUUUAAGACAUCCCCCGAGGAACUGAAGAAGUGUGUUGACGCUAGCAGCCACAUUGCUGCUGAAACUGUUGAAAUUACAGGCGAAGUGGGUGCAUCGGCAGAAAAGGCGAACAAUGGUUUUACCGAAGAGGAGCAAAGAAUUUUCAGCCAUUUGAAAGAUCUCCAAAGAAAGCUGAUGGACAUUGUGAAGAGUUUGGAGAUAUCCGAACUAAAGGAAGAUAAUUUUGCGAGGACCAACAAGCUGGAUUUCAUCGAGAAACAUAGCCGAACUCUACAGGAGCUGUACACCAAAGUAACCGGAAUAACAAGAGAGGCUUGUUAUUGUAACCAUAUUCUUAGGAGAACUUUCUACGACUUUACCUACCACAGCCUGAGAUCAGUGCAUAAUGAUCUUAGCGCUCGUCUGCAGGACCUAGAGUCGGAAGAGGAUGACAUGUCAGAGGAGGAGAAAAGAAAUCUGAAAAACCUAGUAUCGUACCAAAACGGCAGGAAAAAUCAAAUUAUGCAGCUGGAGAAACUUUGGAUACGGCUUUUCUCUCCGGGAGAUGAGUUGAAGAAGUCUGAAACAUCUCCUUCUCAGAGACAAACUCCGAUACCAUUUCAGAAACCCAGAUCAAGUACAGAAGGGGCCCGGCCAAAAGAGUUUAUAACAAAGGUGCAGUCAAGGAUCCCCUGGAAAAAGAAGAAGAUACAAGACAAAGAAUCUUGUGUUCUUAUGUCUUAUCAAGAUAAGAAAUCUGAGGACGAGAAAUAAUUAAUUGGCUGUCGUCGUUAAUCUGAGAUAGGUUUAUUAUCUUGCUUGGAGAGAACACUCCGGAAAUAGAUUUUCACUUGAUAGACUAGUGUUCUUGUGAUUAGUUCUAUUUCCCUUGUUAGCUGGUGGAUUUUGUGCUCAGUAAGUGGCAUGGCCAGAAGUUAAGACCAAAGGGUUGAGGUAUUGAUGUGCCACUAAACAAGAUGUUUUACCCGAUGGGUAGUUAAGAUAAACCACAACGCCUCAGCUUUGCUUUGUAAACAGUCAACUGAACUGGUUCACCAUCCUGCCCCCCCCCUCACCCCUCCACCCUUCUCCCCCCUUCCUCGGUGGUAUUUAACCAUCAAAGGAUUACAGUCUCAACAACUGAACAAGUGCAGAGGCUUUAGAUAUAUCUCAUUUAAGUUUUUUUGUAGAGGAGCGCUCCACAAUCUCUAUAUGGACGAAUCAAAUGAAAAUAACGAGUCCCAAUGCCAUUUUGUGUAACAACUGGCAGGGGUCAGGUAGAGUUUAAAUUUUUCACCUUUUAUAAUAUAUUUUAUUGAAUGUUAACCACAGUACUUUUGCGAUGUAACAGGUUGAUAAGAUAUGAUGUAUUGACUUUUUUUUACAUUAAGCAUUAAGUUAAGAUUUUAAAUCAAAGUCAGAUUUUAUUGGGUUUCAGCUAUGAAGUUGAGUUUCUCAACUUUAAUGUUCUUGUCUAACGUCCAUUAAUAAUUUCCAUUAAUGGAGGUGCUGUUCGUCAGCUGACCUUGUCUAGGUGUACAUUUACGUUCUUGGUUUGGCUUUUGCACUCAAAAUUUGAUUGUUUUAUCGGAAGCAUUAAAUAAUAUUUCGUUCAUCCGUGAGAUCCUCGUGAAAGUGCCUAGGUUAGGGUUCUGUUGACGAUCGAUGAAUGUUUAAUCUUCCAAGGUCAGUUGGCCUGCAUGCUUACUCAUGCCUGCCGAUAGCGAAUUAUAAAGUUAAGUUAAUCAGAGUCAGUCAGAAUCAGAGUUGUUAAACCGAACAGAGGUGAGAAAUGUUAAUCCGCUGCUAGCAGAAUUGUGGCGGAGCAAAGAGAAUGAUAAAAAUGAUAGACUCUUUCCAGCACUGUUCAUCUUUUAAUCAUUAAAUUUCGUCAAAGAUAAAUAUUGUGGUUAACAGGUUGUACUUGCAGCCCAAGAAGAACUUUACAAAGAACUUACUGGGUUGGACCCAGCGAUCCUGCGGGCGGACAAGUCAAUGUGAUCUCGCAGUACGAAUUGUUUAGAAAAUGUGUAAUUAUCCUGAAACUGAUAAGCCGUCAUUUUUAUUGUUGAUCAUCUUCAUUCUAUGUGAUCCUUUACCAUUCUCGUUCUUUUUGCUUCAUUUUACCUCUUUGUUAUGUUUGUUCAAUCUCUCAAACGAUUAUUUAUAAGUCUAAUUGUAAUAAAAGACAAUUUCGUAUAUGACGCUUAAGAUUACCCUCAAUAUCUUGAGUCGUCCCUUCUACAAUGUGAAGCCAUUUUUUUCUUCUAUUUUUUCAGUAUUUGAUUAAAGUCUGUAAGUUCCUGUAAAACAGGGCCUAUUUAUCAUCCCUAGUUCCCGAGUUUUUUUUAAUCAACAGAGGAUAUACUUUUCAUUUUGAUCAAGACUAGGAAUUCGCCUUUCUAGAUAAAAAUCGACACGAGAGGCUGAUCCUCGCUAGCACAUUAGUU